GUCGCUUUUUACCUUGCAUUUGUUACGCACCUUAGUACGCAAGUAUACGGAGUACUCCUUCACUUACUGGCCAGCCUGGAUAUCAUCAAGCCCUUGUGCCUGUCUUUUCCAGCCGGUUCCAGUCGAAAUUUAAAAACGUGCAGAAAAAAAAGAGUACAUUUCUUGCUCCAGUAACCGUACUCCCUCGGUCUAGAGAUCGACAAACCUCACCUAUUCCUGACCAAGUACGGAUACCUACGCCCCUACUACUUCGUACGCCUUCUCUUCUCCCGGGGCCCAGACCAGGUUUUCCCGCCAUUUUUACGGUUUACCUCAUCGACCUCUCCACGUCCCAAAAACUUAACAUUCCUCACUCUUCCGCCCGAUACUUUCUCGCUCCUUUUCUCUUUUCCCUACCUUACACCACACACACCUCGGCUUAUCUGAUCAAACUUAUCUGAUCAAGAAUUCCCCAACCUGGUUUCAUCCAUCUGACAACCCACAGCCACUCACCAAUUCCUACAAGACCCCUUCUGUCCCGCUCUCACCACAGCAUGCUGAGGACCUACUGACUAUCCGCCCCUCCAUCCUUUCACUCACGUAUACUUUACGCCGUCCUCUACGCCAAAGUCUUUUGGCCCACGGUCACCCACAAAAGUCGUCUAGGUCAUCGGUAUCCGUAUUUCCGCCACCUAAACAACAUCCUCGACGACAUACGCAAAAACAUCGCCAUGCACAGCACGAUGGCGACCACGGCCAUGGCUUCUCAGCUCAUCGGGGCUACCAGCAACUGCAUUCCCGAGGAGCCCAGCGUUUCUUCCGUCGCACCCUCCCUCACCUACUCGGAAGAGUCAGAGGAUCAAGAUGAGGAAAUCCAAGUCCCUAGGAGGCGGCGCGCUUCUACACGCCUCAUUGCCCAGAGCCCUGCCGACAUCCAGCGUAUCACGGGCGAAUCGACAGCUCAAUUGAUCCAGAGAUGCUGCGGUGGCGGCUGUUGCAUGAAGUUGGGCGCCAAGAAGGAGGGUCUCGAGUACGAGAGCAUCCCCUUUCCCGAUAACCACGCGUACAAGUCACUCGCCCUUAAGAUUGGCGACAUUCCCACAAAGUUGACCAACAUCGCCGACCUGCCCGAGCAAACCGUCUUCUUCGAGCCCGUACCUCGUUCCACUGCGACUACUGCCGUCGCCUCGUCUCCAACAGACUCAGCAAUUUCUCUGGGUGCUGAUGCGCGCGAGGACAAGACGGCAGAGGCACUCGCCACCGUCCAGAGCCAGCUCAAGGACUUCACAAUCGACAACAUCGAUACCGCCCGAGAGCCCCCCAGAUACGUUCAGCCUCACCCGCCUUACCACGUCUACGCCGCCCGCAUCGACUCGACCCGUGAGUUGACUAAGCCCGGCGCCGAGAAGCGCACCUACCACUUCGACCUCGAUAUCACAAGCUACCCGGGCGAGGAGGACAUGGACUUCAGGGUCGGCGGUGCCAUUGGUGUUAUGGCACCCAACGAUAAGGAUUGUGUCGACGAUGUUUUCGACGCCCUCAUGGUGCCUCGAUUCCUUCGGGACAAGCCGGUCCUGAUGAAGACCACCAAGGGCCGCUGGCCUACCGUGUGGGGCGACGACCAGGCCCGUGAGAUGGUCACCACGCGCCGGGACUUGCUUACCUGGUGCUCCGAUAUCCAGUCCUACCCCCCGACCAAGCAGCUUCUGCGCAUUCUUGCCGAGUACGCCGAGGACCCUAAUGAGAAGAAGUUGUUGACGUACCUUUGUGCCGCCGAAGGCCAGGGCGUCUUCUGCGACUUCCGCACCGGACCCCACGUUUCCCUCUCCCAGCUCUUGCACGCGUUCCCCAGCUCCCACCCACCCAUGGACCUCCUGCUGUCUUCCCUGCAGACAUUGAUGCCGCGCUUCUACUCUCUGUCCAACGACCCGCACGACGCUUACAAAACGCGCGAUGGCAAGGUGCAUCGGCUGAUCGAGAUUGCCGUCACGGUUCAUGAGACAGCUGACUGGCGUCGCGGUCUCCGUACCGGUAUCGGCUCCGGUUUCUUCGAGCGCCAGGCCCAGAAGUGGUUGGAGGCGAAGCGCAACGGAGAAACCCCAGAGAUCCACAUCCCCAUGUUCAAGGGUCUCAUGGCCAACCCUCUGGCCAAGCAAUUCGUCUCCGACGGCCCCAUGCUCCUCAUCGGUGCUGGCGUUGGCAUCGCUCCGUUCAGAGGCUUCGUCCAGCGUCGCUUGAAGACGGCCAACUGCGCAAACAAGGUCUGGGUUCUCCAGGGCAUCCGCGACUCGCUCGUCGACGAGAUUUACAGUGGCGAGUGGGGCGUUCACGAGGACGAGGUCAAGCGUGUUGUCCAGAGCCGUCGCGGCGAGAGUCGUUACGUCCAAGAAGAGGUGCGCAACCAGGCCGACCUGGUAUGGUACAUAGCCAAUGCCGUCGACGGUCGCGUCUUCGUGUGCGGAAGCACUAAGGGCAUGGGCGAGGGCGUUGAAGAGGCUCUCGUCGACGUUGCCAUACAAAAGGGCAACCUCGAGCGUGAGGAGGCCAAGAAGUACUGGGAGCUCAAGAAGGAGGCCGGCCAGUACAUUGCUGAGACGUGGUAAGGUGCUGGUGGGCGGGCAGACCCCGCCACUUGAUAAGUCUGGCACCCUUCCACCAAAGGCCCCAAAAGUCCGCAAGUCCCGGAGAAGGGUGCGAACUCGGGGAUUUAAUGGUCGGGGCGGGCGGCUUACUGCUGACGCGGACGAUCAAUCGAUGCCUGGCGCUGCUGUGCCACCGAACUCGGACAUAAAAACGGCUUCGGUCUCAUCGGACGUAAGAGACUAAAUGCCAACAGGAGCGCAUGGCGACAAAAACCACAAAAAAGGUCGAUGACCCCCCGAAACAUAUUAAGAGCAUGGGGGUAUGGAGAGGGAUGCAACCUCGUAACAAAAAGGGCAACAACCUAGACGGCGUUUUCGGGCGGGUUCAAGGGACAUGAUUUUCUGACAAGCAAAAAAGACAUUGGGCUGUUGCGAGACAGGGUUUUUCUUUUACGUUGUUUUGUCAACUACAGCAUGACGGUCGACGGGAGUCAAAAUGGGUUUUCAAAGAAGGCAUUCAUUGGAUUGCAUUCACCUUGGGUGCUGUUAGUCGCAGCGUCCAGUCUCGAGCAUGUAUGUAGUAUACCUUAGGCGAUGGCUUUCACUGUAGCAUUAACACACUGUUCAACAAUCGAAAGUUCAUGAGGUUCGUGAGACUUGAUUGUAGUGAGUUCAGGCCUUGGGUAAGAAGCUAUGGUAAUGGGC
Molecule: messenger RNA, 3266 nt
Organism: Colletotrichum scovillei
Lineage: Eukaryota; Fungi; Ascomycota; Sordariomycetes; Glomerellales; Glomerellaceae
Product: FAD binding domain-containing protein
Exons: 1
Coding region: 711-2582 (623 amino acids)
Biological process (GO): homocysteine metabolic process
Cellular component (GO): cytosol
Molecular function (GO): flavin adenine dinucleotide binding; FMN binding; [methionine synthase] reductase (NADPH) activity
Source: RefSeq, a predicted model, not a curated record